Nerophis lumbriciformis (worm pipefish) is the source of this 585-nucleotide messenger RNA. Lineage: Eukaryota; Metazoa; Chordata; Actinopteri; Syngnathiformes; Syngnathidae. The record is from RefSeq and is a predicted model, not a curated record.
AUGAAGAUUUGGACAUCUGAACACAUAUUCAAUCACCCAUGGGAAACUGUGACCAAGGCUGCUAUGCAAAAGUACCCCAACCCAAUGAAUCCUAGCGUGUUCGGAGUAGACGUUUUGGACCGGACAGUUGACAAGCAAGGCCGCCUUCACAGCAAAAGACUUCUCAGCACCGAGUGGGGUCUACCAUCUAUAGUCAAGUCUAUUAUUGGCACCACGCGGACGUGCACUUACAUUCAGGAGCACUCAGUUGUGGAUCCGCAGAAGAAGAGUCUUGAACUUCAGUCCACAAAUAUUACUUUUACCAAUUUGGUGUCUGUGGAUGAAAAGUUAACGUAUAAACCUCACCCUGAUGAUUCUAAAAAAACAAUCCUCACACAAGAAGCUAUUAUUUCUGUAAAAGGCGUAAGUUUGAGCAGUUACCUCGAGGGCCUUCUAGCAAGCAGCAUCUCGGUCAAUGCAGGAAAGGGCCGUGAAGCCGUGGAGUGGGUGAUUCGGCGGCUCAACACUGAAAUUGAGGAACUAGCAGCGACGGCACGUGGAACCAUACGCACCCCCAUGGCAGCUGCUACCAUCACUGACAAAUGA